UGCCCGAGCAGUCAAAGUGAGACAUUGGCGCUUCGAGCACGUAUCCGCGGAUACACCGAAAUAAAAAACAAAAAACACUCUGAAACUCAAACAAUCCAACACACAGCUGUGCCGCGCAAUAAGAUACAAAGACACUCGAUAUUGGCGGAAGAUGGAUGGGCUGCAAAGUGCUUGCAUCGAUGCUGGCGUUGAUGGACAGUCAUAAAUUCGGCGUGAAAUUCGCGCAGAUACUUAGAUACUUGGCCAUCCCGCAGAUACUUAUCGCGAUCCGUGACAAAUUGCGCGAGUGCGUGUGAUUUUGUGAUACCGAAAAGCCGUCCAAAUCCGUCGCUUAGCCCUUGCGGCCAAUUACCUUAGGACAAUACAAAACAUUAACCUGCAGGUAGAACGCCAGAGUCUAGCCAAUUGCCAGCAGGAUGCCAUCGGAUUAACUCUCCAGAUAUCCGGCUGGUUGUGACAAUUUUACCUUUGCUAUUGUCCACUGCAAUUUCCGCAUUUAAUUGUAGUGAAAUUCGUAGUUCAGUGCUGUGAAUAUCAGAAAAAGAACUCACUUCAACGGAGGUGAACGCCGUCGGCUAACUGAAAUUACUCGCAUCCACGACUAGGACUCCUGGCUUCAGAAUGGAUCCCGACUGCUUUGCGAUGUCCUCGUACCAAUUCGUCAACUCACUGGCCUCCUGUUAUCCGCAGCAGAUGAACCCGCAGCAGAAUCACCCAGGAGCGGGCAACUCGAGUGCGGGCGCCAGCGGCAACGGGGCGGGAGGCAGCGGGGGCGUGGUGCCUAGUGGCGGGUCAAACGGGGGCCAGGGCAGUGCGGGGUCGGCCACUCCGGGGGCCAACGACUACUUCCCGGCCGCGGCAGCCUACACGCCCAACCUUUACCCGAACACUCCGCAGGCCCACUACGCCAACCAGGCGGCCUACGGCGGACAGGGAAACCCCGAUAUGGUGGACUACACACAGCUGCAGCCGCAGCGACUGCUCCUGCAGCAGCAGCAACAGCAACAGCAGCAGCAACACGCCCAUGCGGCGGCAGCAGCUGCUGCCCAGCAGCAGCAGCAGCUCGCCCAGCAGCAACACCCGCAACAGCAGCAGCAGCAGGCGAACAUCAGCUGCAAGUACGCCAACGAUCCUGUGACGCCGGGCGGCAGUGGGGGAGGCGGUGUUCCCGGCAGCAGCAACAACAACAACAACAGCUCCAACAGCAACAACAACAACAACAGCCAGUCGCUGGCCAGUCCACAGGAUCUGUCCACCAGGGACAUAUCCCCCAAGCUGUCGCCCAGUUCGGUGGUCGAGAGCGUGGCCCGGUCGCUGAACAAGGGCGUCCUGGGCGGAAGUCUGGCGGCCGCCGCCGCCGCCGCCAGCUUGAACAACAACCACAGCGGAUCGGGAGUGCCCGGCGGUCCCGGGAACGUCAAUGUCCCGAUGCACAGUCCGGGCGGCGGGGACACGGACUCCGAGAGCGACAGCGGCAACGAGGCGGGCAGCAGCCAGAACAGCGGCAACGGCAAGAAGAACCCGCCGCAGAUCUAUCCGUGGAUGAAGCGCGUGCAUCUCGGAACGAGUACUGUGAAUGCCAAUGGCGAGACGAAACGACAACGGACCUCAUACACCCGCUACCAGACGCUGGAGCUGGAGAAGGAGUUCCACUUCAACCGCUACCUGACCCGCCGCCGCAGGAUCGAGAUCGCGCACGCCCUGUGCCUCACGGAGCGGCAGAUCAAGAUCUGGUUCCAGAACCGGCGCAUGAAGUGGAAGAAGGAGCACAAGAUGGCCUCGAUGAACAUCGUGCCCUACCACAUGGGUCCCUACGGCCACCCGUACCACCAGUUCGAUAUCCAUCCGUCGCAGUUCGCGCACCUGAGCGCAUAGGACGCGUGGCACUUUUCGGGUACUGGUUAGAGACUCAAUCAGUUGUAUCAGGAACCAUAUCAGACGGCGGCGGCGGCCUCGGCGGCCAGUGGCUACCAGUCGCAGGACGGUGGCUCAGUGGGGGUGGGGGUGGGAGUGGGAGUGGGCGUGGGUGGAGCAGGGGCAGGUGCGGGAGGGCCGGGCUCGCUGGCCAACGGCGGCACCAAUGGCAACGGGCCCAACUCCCUGUUCGCCUCCACCGCCUCCGGCUCCCAGGCACCCGACUGCAUCAAGUAUCCGCAGGAGUUCUGAUCUCAGGUUAUCAUCAGGCAGCAGCAGCAGCGGCAGGAUAACCCCGUCGAUCGGAGCCAGGAUCGGGGCCUUGACCAGCUUUUGGGGUCGGACUGUGAGCCCGAUCCGCAGCUGCAGCUGGACUUCAAGGCGGACAUUGUCGGCUGCAAUUUGUCCUGCUGCUGAGCUCCGACCAGGCCACGCCUCUGCCUCCUGCCGCCUACCACCUACCGCCCAUCGCCUACCGCCUGUCGCCGCCCGUCGAUCAACCAACAUCCAGUGAUGUUUCUUGUUUGCAACUGAUUCGUGUUAAGCUAAGAAACGAGCCAUAUGCGCAUGGUUCGUUUGGGUUUAUGAUACUGGAGGCGGAACCCCGGGCAAUCGCCGUCCCUCGUUGCGGUGACACUUUCGAAAAUUAAAGGGCUCCAUUUUGCAUAUCAGGACCAUGUUUUUCACGUCUUUAUGAAUCGGUUUCUCGUUGAUAUUUGAUGUCGAUGUGGAGUGGGCUCGUUCAGAUGUGAUUGAUGUUACUUGAGUAUGUUGCGCCCAGGCGAGUGCUCGAGGUCCCUGCAGUAUGAUGAAUCUCUUUCUCUAAGCAGUAUUCGAAAAGCUGUUAGUUCGUAAGCCUAGCAUAAUUCUAGCCCGUAAGCUGCACAGAUGGCAGACAGAGCUGUCGAGUUGAACAAAACUAAUAUCUGCAAUAACUUCAAAGUGAUUUCUAACUAACAUUAGUUCUUCGUUUGUACCGCCCAACCCCGAUCCCUACCAAACCCCACCCAGCACCCUCCAGGGAGUCCUAAAGAGUGUACUUAAUUCCUAGCUUGUAGCGAUCCUAACGCUAGUUAACCACAUAAGGCUUUGUUUAGUUUGUAAAUAGCAGAGCGGUCCGGCUCGGGGACCGCCUUUUUAUGUUUGUGUUUCGUCUUGGAGAAAAUGGAGAAAAUCUGGAAAUAUCUGUACUGUUUAAUUCAAUUUAUUUCGUGUGUUCGCGUUUGUGUUGUUGAAGUGCUCUAGCAGCUCGGAAAAUGCUUUACUAAUUUUAUCAAAAAUCAAUCGUUUUUAAUUUCCACUGAAGAACAAAUUCGGAAGACAAACAGGAAGUAAAAUAUUUCAAAUUAGCCUAGAACUUGCUAUAGGUAAUCAGGAUUUUCUUUAGAACAGCAGCUGAACCCUCCACAUUAUUUAUUCAAAGGCCUCCACACAACGUCUGUAUAUUUAAUUCGGUAGUUAAUCGAUACAGCAAGCCAACGAAAUUUGAUUGAGGCGAGCGUUGUUAAAGCCUAAGCUAAAGGAAACCCAUAACCGUAAUGUAAAGUAAUUAUUUAUGCUGUACUUUUCGCUAAGCUAAGGUUAGUGCAUUCUAGAACUAUCGGUAGUCUACGUGAACCUAGCUCGUAAGCCUAAAUUAUGUAUAUCGAAUUAGCAAGACAAAUUUUAGAGAAAGCAAAUCAAGAGCAAGGCGAAGCAAAUCGAACAAACUAUGGAAAAUGAGAGAAUCAAACAAAAAUACCUAGCACAAAUUAAUUAAUCGUUUUUUGUUUCCCAUUUUGUACAUUUGUUCAACCUUAGUUCGUACAUCUCGAUUGUUUGUUUCACGCAAUUUGUCGAUUGAAUUGAAACACCAUUUGAAGUCUUCGGUUUAAGGGGCACUCACCGUCCGCCAGGACUCAGUGGGCGCAAGAGUUUAACUGCAUUCCAUGUAAAAAAUAAAUUACGCAUCUAAUUUUUAAUGAAAUUCGCAUGUAUGUAUUACCUUAAUCCGGGUGCGAUUGCAAGGGCAACUAUAAUACAACAAAAUGGAAUCGAAAACAAAUCGGAGAAACUUCAACUAUGAAACCACAAAACCAUACAAAUAUAACGAAAACAAAACACGUAUGUAAACAUGUAUGAAUAUGUCAUAAAAAAUAAAAACUAUUUUAAAUUGUA
Molecule: messenger RNA, 4071 nt
Organism: Drosophila biarmipes
Lineage: Eukaryota; Metazoa; Arthropoda; Insecta; Diptera; Drosophilidae
Gene: Scr
Product: homeotic protein Sex combs reduced
Exons: 3
Coding region: 622-1875 (417 amino acids)
Biological process (GO): anterior/posterior pattern specification; regulation of transcription by RNA polymerase II
Cellular component (GO): nucleus
Molecular function (GO): RNA polymerase II cis-regulatory region sequence-specific DNA binding; DNA-binding transcription factor activity, RNA polymerase II-specific
Source: RefSeq, a predicted model, not a curated record